Ostrinia furnacalis (Asian corn borer) is the source of this 1315-nucleotide messenger RNA. It is a transcript of the gene Arl2, whose product is annotated as ADP ribosylation factor-like 2. Bases 449 to 1003 code for a protein of 184 amino acids. NCBI's taxonomy places the organism in Eukaryota, Metazoa, Arthropoda, Insecta, Lepidoptera, Crambidae. The record is from RefSeq and is a predicted model, not a curated record. The transcript is spliced from 5 exons. Gene Ontology annotation, molecular function: GTPase activity; GTP binding.
GCUCACCCAGAAGUCUGAAGCAUCCUUGUCUCGGUGCAUAAGAUCCUCAAAUGGAAUAGUGCAGUUUGCCACAAAGUCAUCAGGAGGGAUAGCCGCAUCGUGAAACACUGUUAUACCCAAGCUAAAAUAAGAUUUUCAAAGAAGGUAAAAAGGCAAAAGAAGAGCAAGAGUGCUUGAAAAGUAUAAAUUAUUAAAAAUAUAGAAAAAAGAUUGCCCAUCUCUGAAAAAAUCUAGACGAUAACGUCGAUAACACGCACACAUUGCGUCGUGUCGUGCGAUAUUUUCCAAUGAUGAACGCAGCACAUUUGAAAAAAAAACAUACAUUGACAUUUCUUCUUGUCAUUAAUGACAUCAAAUGACAUUUCCUGCUGAUGGAUGCCUGCUGUUUACUGUCAACAAAGAAAUGAAAAGUUUUUAGUAAUUACAAAGUGAAUUUAAUAAUUAAGACAUGGGAUUCUUAACUAUUUUGAAGAAGCUUCGUCAGAAGGAGAAAGAAAUGAGAAUACUUAUGUUAGGCCUAGAUAAUGCUGGUAAGACCACGAUAUUGAAGAGAUUCAACGGCGAGCCUAUCGACACGAUCUCCCCGACCCUGGGUUUCAACAUAAAAACACUGGAGCACAAAGGUUUCAAACUGAACAUCUGGGAUGUUGGUGGUCAGAAAUCUUUGAGGUCAUACUGGAAGAACUACUUCGAGAGCACAGACGGAGUAGCAUGGGUGGUGGACAGCGCGGACGCGCGCCGGCUGCCGGACUGCGGGCGCGAACUGCGCGCGCUACUGAGAGAGGAGCGGCUGGCGGGCGCCACGCUGCUCGUGCUGGCUAACAAGGCAGAUUUACCAGGGGCACUCACGCUGCAGGAGAUUAAGGAGGCUCUGGACCUGGACAGCAUAAAGACGCACCACUGGCGCAUCGUGCGGUGCUCCGCUGUGACGGGCGAGAACCUUCUGGAGGGCAUGGAUUGGAUGCUGGAUGACAUCGCCUCCAGGAUAUUCACUCUGGACUAACAUCUAACACCACUGCUAUGUGAACAAAUCUAUGUGUAUAUGAGACACAAACAUUGUGUUUGCUCUAAAUUGCAGGUGCUAGCUGGCCUUUAGACACCCCACAGACAACAGACUUUUUGUUUGGCCGAUAGUUUGUUCGGGCUGUAAACGACAUGUAAAAACGUAUGGUAUAGAUGUGCGGAUAUUACACCAAUUUGGUGUCGGCCGAUUGCCCUUACAAAUUGUAAGCCGACCAAUCUAGUCUGUAGUUUGUGGGGUGUCAUAAUUAUUCUUCUGUUGAAGUGGUUAGUCUUUUUAAUACCUACAAUCAUU